Rhizophagus irregularis DAOM 181602=DAOM 197198 is the source of this 1257-nucleotide messenger RNA. RefSeq lists its product as uncharacterized. The record is from RefSeq and is a predicted model, not a curated record. NCBI's taxonomy places the organism in Eukaryota, Fungi, Glomeromycota, Glomeromycetes, Glomerales, Glomeraceae.
AUGUCGUGGGAUAGCUACUUCAAUGAAACAUCGCCUAAUCAAUACCGAUUUCUGGGCUUUUAUAAACACCGUCAAAAUCAACAAAAUUUUACAUUCUCUUUUUGUAAAGAGGCUGACAUAUACUUAGAAAGAAAACAUCGGUUCUAUAAUGAAGAUGUCAAUAACUUCUGGAACGAAAUUGAGUCAAUGUGUAACAAUAACGAAGAACAACGUCUAGAAUCAGAGAGAACUUUGCGAACGAAACGGUGCCAUGUUGAUAUAAGUAGUAAGACGCAACAUAUAAUGGAGAAUAUAGCUGAGGAGACCGUGGAAGUUACAAAAAAAAGAUCGAUCAGAAAAAGAAAAUCCAUACGUUAUCGUGAAAAUUCAGAGGAAGAAGAUCAUUCCUCAGAUCCAGAUUACAUUGAGAAACCCAAGAGAAAACAAGAACUAAGAAAACGAUCACGUAGAAAAGCGAGUGAUGGUAUGGAUAAAGAUGUCAUUGUUCCGCUUGUAGAAACUUCAGAGACACUGGAAGAUACUACUUCGCAUGAAAUUACUCCAGACACGUCCCAACAAUCCUCGACACCACCAGAAAUUUCAGAAUUCCUGACACCAGAAAUUUCAGAAGAUAUUUCUACUUCGCGAGAAAACACAUCAUGUCCAAUUAUUCAAUCAACCCAACGGACACCAUUAGAUACUAUUUCUACUUUGCGAGAUAUACCACGUUCAGUUAUCCAAUCGACUCAACAAGCCACAAUUUUUACACCACAAAAACCUAUCAUAACAAAAACUAUAUAUGAUAGAUAUUCACCAUACCUCAUUUGCGCAUUUAACACGACAAUAAAUUACAUAAAAGAAACUAUUGAAGAGGGAAUCUACACAGAAAUAAAAAAUCUAUUACAAGCAAAAGGCCGACUUAUUUUACAGGAAACUUUGAUUAAGAAGUUGGAUACGAUAUUCGAAACAAAAUAUACAGAGAUAGAAUCAAAAAUCAAUUUGGAAACAGUUAUCAAUGGUGACAUAUAUACAGAAGAAGCAAGGUUCAACUGCUUCAUAAGGGAUGCACUCAUAGAUUUUGUAGCUAACUUCAGAUAUAGAAUACCGAGAGUUUUAGACCGUGAAAUAUCUGAAAGAACAUAUAUUGUGGAAUUUCUUUCACCUAUCUUCCGUGCAUUCCGAAAUGCAUUCCUGGAUAUUAAAUAUGAUUGGAUCGAAAAAAAUGUUGCUUCAAUAAAAAAGGCAAACAAUAUGUUUGCAGAAGAUAUCAAUCCAUGA